Podarcis lilfordi (Lilford's wall lizard) is the source of this 6121-nucleotide messenger RNA. Lineage: Eukaryota; Metazoa; Chordata; Lepidosauria; Squamata; Lacertidae. The record is from the annotation of a GenBank genome assembly.
CUGUCCUUCCUCGCGGAGGCGCUGCAGGUGGGUCAUAUUGUUAUAUAUUAUAACUGGGGGGGUGGAGUGGGGGUGCUGCUGGAGGGAGUUGUGGGGAGGGAUUAAAAAAAAAACCCUGUUAGGCAAAGCGUUUCAAUGUAAGUUUUUUUCUGUGUCUCCUUUUUCUAGUCGUCAGUUUAUCCAGAUUUAAACAUUUUUAAAGAUCACUUGAAAAUUGGUCAGCAUUUUGGUGCAGAUUUCUCCUAAUGGACACGCUUUUGCAAAGGGUAUUUCCCCAAAUAUUUACAUUUACCAUAAUUAAUGCAUUCUGUAUAUAAUUCCGCUAAAAUAAUGCAUUUAUAGGGCUUUCCCCCUUUGUAUGGGGGUAGGACAUCUUUUCCCAAUGGAGGGGCAGAUCUUUCUCCUGCUCUCUCUCCCCCUGCAGGUGGGGGACCUUCCUUGAUCUCUCCAUAGGGCUUGGGGUCAAGGCAAACCCUUAAGCAUUGGGAAACCUUUUUCAGGGGCUUCCCCCUUGAACUUGUAAUAAUUUUUGUCUGGCCUGAUUUUACUAUAAUUUAUUAAAAUUAUGUGCCUCCCUAUACCCACAGGCCUUAGGGCAGUUCACAGGAUAAAAUUGCAAUAUAAAAACUCAAAAGUACAUAAUCAAAACAUAAACAAAAUCAACCCAAUAACGCCCCCCCAAACCACACACAUUUUAAUACAUUUGUGUUUAAAUUAAAUACAGCAGUUCUGGGCAGAAGAGGUUAAAAAAAAGGAGAAACAAGCAACUUCAAGUCCACAUUAAAAUUACAAGCGUGGCUGAGGCCUUACUUAGACAGGCUAAUACUAUUACUAUUACUACUACUAAUACCCCUGAGCACCCUCUCCCACCAGUGUCUUGCCUCGGUAAUGGACUGGAUGAAAGCCAACAAAUUGAAGCUCAGUCCAGAUAAGAGUGAGGCUCAGUUAGUGGGUGGUUCCCUAGAGCAGAUGGCUGGAAGGUCACCUGCUAUUGAUGGGGUUACACUUCCUCUGAAGGAGCAGGUUCCUAGCUUGGGGGUAAUCCUGGAUCCUUUGCUGUUGCUCGAGGCUCAGAUGGCCUGGAGUGCCUUUCAUCACCUUUGGCUGGUAGCCCAGCUACACCCCUAUCUGGACAAGGAUAGCCUAUCUACCGUUGUCUAUGCUCCGGGAACUUCAACGUUAGAUAUAGAUAUGUGUUAUACGUAGGGCUGCCUCUGAAGAUAGUUUGGAAACUUCAGCUAGUGCAGAAUUCAGCGGCCAGGUUGCUCACCGGAGUAAGGCGGGUGAGCAUAUUACCCCCAUCCUGGUCCGACUGCACUGGCUACCAGUUAGUUUCCAGGCCUAAUUCAAGGUGCUCAUAUUGACCUAUAAAGCCUUACAUGGCUCAGGAUCACAAUACUUCAAGGGCUGCUUCUUUCCAUAUGAACCUAGCCUGAUCCUGAGGUCCUCCUUCGUGGGCCUCCUCCUCAAGUGGUCUGGAGGGUGGCUGCGCGUCUGUGGAAUGCUCUCCCCAGGGAAGUUCACCUGGCGCCUUCCUUAUACACCUUUGUUGUUGAUUAGUCAUCUUAGUUGUGUCCAACUCUCCGUGACCCCAUGAAUUGGAGCAUGCCUUGGAAACUCGCUUUCCUCUCAAAGCUUCUCCUGUUUUAUGUCCAUGGAGCUUUCAUGGCAUAAUACUGGAGUGGGUUGCCAGUUUCUUCUCCAGGUGGAUCACAUUUAGUCUAAACUCUUGGGUGGACCUGCAUGGCAUAGGUCAUAGCUUCUCUGACUUAUUCAAGCUCCUUCGCCACGACAAGGCAGUGAUCCAUGAAGGGAUAUACACCUUUAAGUGCCAUGCAAACAUGUUCCUUUUUAACCAGGCUUUUGCUUGAUAUGUUUGACAUCCUAUAGUCUUUUUCAAACGUGACUCUUUUUUGGGGGGGGGGUAUUGGGUUGUUGUUUUUAUACUGAUAAUAUAUGAUGUGAUCUUUUAUGAGAAACACGCAGAGUCCACCGGGUUUAGGGCGGUAUAUAAACUCAAUAAAUAAUAAUACCAUAUUAAUACUUUCAUUAUUGGUACCCCACGGAUCUGACUGGGUUCCCCAGCCACUCUAGCUGGCUUCUAACAAAUAUAAAAGCAUAAUAAAACAUUUAAAACUUCCCUCUACAUGACUGCCUCCAGUUGUCUUCUAAAAGUUAUAUAGUUGUUUGUUUCCUUGACAUCUGACGGGAUAGCUUUCCACAGGGUGGGCCCCACUACCAAGAAGGCCCUCCGCCUCGUUCCCUGUAACUUCCCUUCUCACAGGGAGGGAACUGCCACAAGGCCCUGGGACCUGGAUCUCUGUGUCCUGACUGAAUGUUUGGGGUGAAGACGCUCCUUUAGCAUUUCAUCAGUUUGCCUUUUUAUUCCAUCAGGAGAUGUUGAAGGGAUCCUGGUAGAAGGGGAACAUUCAGAAGUGUCACCAAAAGGAUCCAAAGAGGAGGAGGAGCAAAGGGACGCUGGGGGGUCAAGAUGGAGGCAGCAGGCAAGAGGGGAGACGAAAGCAGAAGCCGGAGGGUGACUCUUGUAUGUCUCAGGGUGGUGAAAAUCAAAUUCCCAGAGAGGAGAAAAAGCAUGAAUGCACAGUGUGUGGAAAGAGAUUGGGUAGUCGCUCAGCUCUUACUUUACAUCAAAGAACUCAUACAGGGGAGAAACCAUAUACAUGUUCAGAGUGUGGAAAGAGCUUCAGUCAAUGUGGUCAGCUUACAUUGCAUCAAAGAACUCAUACAGGGGAGAAACCAUAUACAUGUUCAGAGUGUGGAAGGAGCUUCAGUCGAUAUGGUAACCUUACCUCGCAUCAAAGAACUCAUACAGGGGAGAAACCGUAUACAUGUUUAGAGUGUGGAAAGAGCUUCAGUGAACGUGGCCAUCUUACUAGGCAUCAAAGAACUCAUACAGGGGAGAAACCGUAUAAAUGCUUGGAGUGUGGAAAGAGCUUCAGUCACAGUAGUACCUUUAUCUUGCAUCAAAGAACUCAUACAGGAGAGAAACCGUAUAAAUGUUUAGAGUGUGGAAAGAGCUUCAGUGAACGUGGCCAUCUUACUAGGCAUCAAAGAUCUCAUACAGGGGAGAAACCUUAUAAAUGUUUGGAGUGUGGCAAGAGCUUCUGUCUCGGUAGCCAACUCAGGUGGCAUCAAAGAACUCAUACAGGGGAGAAACCGUAUACUUGUUCAGAGUGUGGAAAGAGCUUCAGUCGAUGUGGUCAGCUUACCUCGCAUCAAAUAACUCAUACAGAGGAGAAACCGCAUACGUGUUUGGAGUGUGGAAUGAGCUUCGCUCGCAGCAAUGCGCUUACUAGACAUCAACAAACUCAUAGAGGUAGCAAACCUUAUAAAUGCUGGGAAUGUGGCAAGAGCUUCAGUCGCAACGACUACCUUUCCUCGCAUGAAAGAAUUCAUACAGGGGAGAAACGAUAUAUAUGUCUGGAGUGUGGAAAGAGCUUCAGCCAUAGUUCCAGCCUUACCUUGCAUCAAAGAUUGCACACGGGAGAGAAACCUUAUAAAUGUUUGGAGUGUGGGAAGAGCUUCUGUCACGGUAGCCAACUCAGGUGGCAUCAAAGAACUCAUACAGGGGAGAAACCGUAUACAUGUUCAGAGUGUGGAAAGAGCUUCAGUGAACGUGGCCAUCUUACUAGGCAUCAAAGAACUCAUACAGGGGAGAAACCGUAUAAAUGCUUGGAGUGUGGAAAGGGCUUCAGUCACAGUAGUACCUUUAUCUUGCAUCAAAGAAUUCAUACAGGGAGGAAAUCUUAGAAAUGUUUGGUGUAUGGAAAGAACUUCAGUGACAGGGGCUCCCUUCCUAAACAAUAAAGAACUCGUACAAGGGAAACAUCUUAGAAAGGGUUGGCGUGUGGGAAGAUCUUUAAUCAUAUCAAAUAAUUCCUACAGAGAGUAAAUCAAUGAUCGUGUUCUGGUCCCCCCAGGACAGCCAUUAUUGGAUUGGAAGAACUUUCUGACAGUAAGAGCUGUUUUGACAAUGGAACAGUCUCCCUCGGGAGGUGGCGGGCUCUCCUUCCUUGGAGGAUUUUAAGCAGAGGUGGGAUGGGCUUCUGCUAUGGAUGCUUUAGCCGAGAUUACUUCAUUGCUGGGGGUUGGACUAGAUGACCCUUUUGUUGUUUAGUCGUUUAUUCCUGUCUGACUCUUCGUGACCCCAUGGACCAGAGCACGCCAGACACUCCUGUCUUCCACCACCUCCCGCAGUUUGGUCAGGCUCAUGUUUGUAGCUUCGAGAACACUGUCCAACCAUCUUGUCCUCUGUCGUCCCCUUCUCCUUGUGGGUUGGAAGAACUUUCUGACAGAAAGAGCUGUUUUGACAAUGGAACAGUCCCCCUCGGGAGGUGGCGGGCUCUCCUUCCUUGGAAGAUUUUAAGCAGAGGUUAAAAUCUUUCCCAACAUCAGGGUCUUUUUCAGGAGUCUUCUCAUGAGGUGGCCAAAGUAUUGGAGCCUCAGCUUCAGGAUCUGUCCUUCCAGUGAGCACUCAGGGCUGAUUUCCUUAAGAAUGGAGAGGUUUGAUCUUCUUGCAGUCCAUGGGACUCUCAAGAGUCUCCUCCAGCACCAUAAUUCAAAAGCAUCAAUUCUUCGGCGAUCAGCCUAGAUGACCCUUGGGGUCCCUUAUAACUACAGUUCUAUGAUUCUAUAUACAUCAUCUGCUAGACAGCUGUUGUCACAAGCUUGGCAAAUCCAGAGAUAUACUUGAUCAUCAGAUAAUGCCAAUAUUAUUCACUUGGACUGUGCUGUUUGAAUCCAUGUACAAUUCUAGGUGCCUAUUCUAUAGUUUUGCUUUUCAUAUCCUAAUUUUCAUCUGCUGUUACUUGUAGCGUUCCCAAAGCAAGGAAGGAUUCAGAAGAUCAGUAAAGGAAGGAAGGAAGGGUAGUAUUCACCAUCUCUUUGUGAACUCUCUUCCUGAACUCUCUUCCUGGCCCUAAGAUCUAUCUAAAGAUUAACAAACUACAUCAAAGUAACCUAUUAAUUUUAUGGCCUAGGAUGCCUGGUGCAGGCAACUGGUCUGUGUCCUAGAAUGCUUAUAGGUGCUUGUCAGACAUAGAAAAAUGGGCAGUAGAGAAAAAUGGCGUAGAUGCAGAGGCUUGUGGGAUUUGAUCAGAAAUUUUUGGCAAUGAAUCAAACCCAGUCAACGCAAUGCUUUCAUCGCGGACACAAUGGCUUGAUGCAUAUUUUAUCAUUCCUCAUAAUAAUCCCGUCUGAUCACUACAGUUAUAGCUGCUAUCUCUGUUUCAUGUGCAUCAUAAAAUGAAACAGAAAAAGCUUUACGAAAAUAAAAUCUUUAUGAAUUUUUUUUUUAAAAAACCCUCAUGAGUCCCACCUACACUGGAAAAAAAUUGUGGGAUCUGCUCACAUCCCUCAUGGUUAGCUUACUGCAAUGCAUCGUACAAACAGAUAUCGUAGAAGGUUGGGCCACAGGCUGUAGCUGGUGCAGAACGCAAUAGCCAGGUGGCUUGUGUGAGCAAGGUUAAAAAGGUAAAGGAUCCCUGGACAGUUAAGUCCAGUCAAAGGCAGCUAUGGGGUUGCAGCGCUCAUCUUGCUUUCAGGCCGAGGCAGCUGGCGUUUGUCCACAGACAGCUUUCUGGGUCAUGUGGCUAGCAGGACUAAACCGCUUCUGGCGCAAUGGAACACCGUGACGGAAACCAGAACUCACGAAAACACCGUUUGCCUUCCUGCCACAGUGGUACCUAUUUACCUACUAGCGCCGGUGUGCUUUCGAACUGCUAGGUUGGCAGGAGCUGGGGCAGAGCAGCAGGAGCUCACUCCGUCGCACAAAUUCGAACCGCCAACCUUGCCAUCAGCAAGCCCAAGAGGCUCAGUGGUUUAGACCACAGUGCCAUCCACGUCAGGCUUGUGGGAGGAAACUACUGCCAGCAUAGAACAGCCUGCUAGUAGGAUUGGCACUUGCUACCAAUCUGCUACUGGGCUGAGUUCAAGGAGUUUGUACUAACGUGCAAGUCCCUGUUCUGCUCAGUCCCAGAUAUACAGCAGAGAUUCUCCUGCAAGUUCCAAAGAUCUCCAAAGCACACACCCAGAAUGGGGCUUUUAGUGUCACUGUUUGUGUUCUGUGGAAUGGCAUCCCUUUUGGGGGGGGGAAUUGGGA